AUGUCUCACCCUCUCUCUAUUCUAUCUGCAGCUGAGACAAACUUGGCCCGUGAUGUGGUAAAGGCCGCGCACCCAAAUGUUGUGAUCGACUUCCGAGAGAUCUUCCUGCAGGAACCACCCAAAGCACUACUCUUGGAGUUCCUGGCAGUCGAACAUGCUGGUCGUCUCAGCCCAACGACUCCACGACCUCCGCGACUUGCCCUGUGUCAGUAUGAUGUUAUUGGGCAAGACCGCAUCCCCCAAUUCCACGAAUCAGUGGUAGAUGUAGUUUUACAAUCGCGCGUCAAGCACACGAUAGUGGGGAAACAACAUCACGCAAGCUUGACCCUUAACGAAUUCGAUGUUUUAGUGGAGCAAUGCAUGAAGUCUCCCUUGUUCCAGAAAGCUCUAUCGGAUUUCACCUUGCCUGAGGGCUUUGAGGUCGUGAUUGAGCCGUGGCCGUAUGGCGGAUUAGAUCAUACGGAUGAGAAUCGCCGCUUCUUCCAGGGAUUGUGUUUCGCCCAAGACAAGCGAUGUGGAAACGAGGACUCCAACUUCUACUCGUUCCCUUUGCCAAUCAUUCCAGUGAUGGAUGCCUUGACACAACAGAUCAUUCGUGUAGAUCGACCUGCCACCGGUGGUAAAGGGGAGGGCCUUUUGGAGCAAACCUUCAAGCGUGACAUUAUUGGCCACUGCAAGCCUUCGGAAUACGUCCCAGAGCUGAUGCCCGAGGGCACCCGCAAGGACCUUAAGCCCCUGAAUGUGGUCCAACCUGAGGGCCCCUCUUUCCGGGUUACAAACGAGUCUCUGGUUGAAUGGCAGAAGUGGCGAUUCCGUGUCGCUUUCAAUCCUCGAGAGGGAGCCACUAUUCACGACGUGUCUUAUGAUGGCCGCAGCGUGAUGCACCGAUUGGCAGUGAGCGAAAUGACAGUCCCCUAUGCUGAUCCAAGGCCUCCCUUUCAUCGGAAGCAAGCCUUUGACUUCGGAGAUGGAGGCGGUGGUAACAUGGCUAAUAACUUAUCUCUCGGCUGCGACUGUCUUGGAGUGAUCAAAUACUUUGAUGCUAUGAUCACUCAACCAGACGGUACUGCACAAGUCCUUCCCAACGCAAUCUGCCUUCACGAACAGGAUAACGGAAUUGGCUGGAAGCACUCCAACUGGCGCACUGGACGGGCAGUUGUCACUCGACAUCGGGAGUUGGUUAUCCAAUUCAUCAUCACGCUGGCCAAUUAUGAAUACAUCUUUGCCUAUAAGUUUGAUCAGUCUGCUGGUAUUACCGUUGAGGCUCGUGCCACAGGUAUUUUGAAUGUUGUCAAUAUCGACGCUGGUAAGGUCAGCGACUAUGGCAAUGUAGUCAGUGGUGGCGUUCUCGCCCAGAACCACCAGCAUAUCUUCAAUGUUCGAAUCGACCCAGCCAUUGACGGUCCGAACAACUCCGUGGUCGUCGAGGAAUCUCACCCUGUUCCCAUGAACGCAGUAACUAACCCGAACGGCAAUUUCUACCAAGUCACCAAGCAGACAGUGGAACGUUCUUCUUGGAUUGAUGCUGCUCCGCAGCUCAAUCGUACUAUCAAGAUGGUCAAUCCUCACAAGAAAAACCCUAUCAGUGGAAAUCCUGUAGGGUACAAAUUCAUUCCUCUGGCAACCCAGAUGUUGUUGGCCGAUCCAGAAUCAGUACAGGCACGCCGGGCGCAAUUUGCUCAACAUCAUGUUUGGGUCACCAAGCAUCGCGAUGGAGAACUGUAUGCUGGCGGCCGGUACACGUUGCAGAGUCAAACUGAGAUUGAGGGUGUCGCAGAUGCCGUUCGCCGUGGUGAUUCCGUUGUCGACACCGAUGUGGUAGUUUGGAACUCCUUUGGCAUAACCCACAAUCCACGUGUGGAGGACUGGCCAGUGAUGUAA
Molecule: messenger RNA, 1881 nt
Organism: Penicillium nucicola
Lineage: Eukaryota; Fungi; Ascomycota; Eurotiomycetes; Eurotiales; Aspergillaceae
Product: putative copper amine oxidase
Exons: 3
Coding region: 1-1881 (626 amino acids)
Biological process (GO): amine metabolic process
Molecular function (GO): copper ion binding; quinone binding; primary methylamine oxidase activity
Source: RefSeq, a predicted model, not a curated record